Messenger RNA from Ochotona curzoniae (black-lipped pika), 2824 nucleotides. RefSeq names its product transmembrane protein with EGF like and two follistatin like domains 2 (gene TMEFF2). Lineage: Eukaryota; Metazoa; Chordata; Mammalia; Lagomorpha; Ochotonidae. The record is from RefSeq and is a predicted model, not a curated record. The transcript is spliced from 10 exons. Gene Ontology annotation, molecular function: protein binding. Bases 409 to 1449 code for a protein of 346 amino acids.
AGAGGGAUGCGGGCGGCAGAGCGCGAGAGGCGGCUGCGGGGCUGCGGGGUGCUUUGAUUCCCUCCACCCUGCCUCCGCGGGCUCCCCCUCCUCCGGCCCUUGGACUCGGUUCCUCUGCACCCUCCCCGGGCUUUCGGCUUCCCCACAGCCCACUCCCUAUGGCAGCAGCUUGCCGCGUCCGCGGCGCAGUUUCGCAGCGAACCACCCUGUGGCUCCCGGGACUGAGCCGGGUCGCUGGAUGUUGCUGAAACUCUGGAGAUCAUGCCUGGGUUUGACUGCGGCUUCCCCGCCAGGUGCCACUGCCGCCGCCACCGCCGUCCGCGGGAUGCCCAGUAGCCCGCUGCCUGACUACCGCGAUCCUGUGUUGCUCGGAAGCCGUUUGCUGCUGCAGAGUUGUGCGAACUAGUCAUGGUGCUGUGGGAGUCCCCGCGGCAGUGCAGCAGCUGGACACUUUGCGAGGGUUUUUGCUGGCUGCUGCUGCUGCCGGUAAUGCUACUCCUUGUAGCUCGCCCGGUGAAGCUCGCAGCUUUCCCUACCUCCUUAAGUGAUUGCCAAACGCCUACCGGCUGGAACUGCUCCGGUUAUGACGAUAGAGAGAAUGAUCUCUUCCUCUGUGACACCAACACGUGUAAAUUUGAUGGGGAAUGUUUGAGGAUUGGAGACACUGUGACUUGCGUCUGUCAGUUCAAGUGCAACAGUGACUACGUGCCUGUGUGUGGCUCCAAUGGGGAGAGCUACCAGAAUGAGUGUUACCUGAGACAGGCUGCAUGCAAACAGCAGAGUGAGAUUCUUGUGGUGUCCGAAGGAUCAUGUGCCACAGAUGCAGGAUCAGGAUCUGGAGACGGAGUGCAUGAGGGCUCUGGAGAAACCAGUCAGAAGGAGACAUCCACCUGUGAUAUUUGCCAGUUUGGUGCAGAAUGUGAUGAAGAUGCUGAAGACGUCUGGUGUGUGUGCAACAUUGACUGUUCUCAAACCAACUUCAAUCCACUCUGUGCUUCUGAUGGGAAAUCGUAUGAUAAUGCAUGUCAAAUCAAGGAAGCAUCGUGUCAGAAACAGGAGAAAAUUGAAGUCAUGUCUUUGGGUCGAUGUCAAGAUAACACAACUACAACUACUAAAUCUGAAGACGGACAUUAUGCAAGAACAGAUUAUGCAGAGAAUGCUAACAAAUUAGAAGAAAGUGCCAGAGAACACCACAUACCUUGUCCAGAACACUACAAUGGCUUCUGCCUGCACGGGAAGUGUGAGCAUUCUGUCAAUAUGCAGCAGCCAUCUUGCAGAUGUGAUGCCGGAUAUACUGGACAACACUGUGAAAAAAAGGACUACAGUGUUCUGUACGUUGUCCCUGGUCCUGUGCGAUUUCAAUAUGUCUUAAUUGCGGCUGUCAUUGGGACGAUUCAGAUCGCAGUCAUCUGUGUGGUGGUCCUCUGCAUCACAAGGACCAAACUUUAGGUGAUCACUUUGGACUAAGAUUUGUAAACUUUCCAACCUUCUAGGAAAUGCCCCAGAAGCAACAGAAUUCACAGACAGAAGCAAAAUACAGGGCACUACAGUUCAGACAACACAACAAGAGCGUCCACAAGGUUAAUCUAAAGGGAGCAUGUAUCACAGUGGCUGGACUACCGAGUGCUUGACUACACAAUACAGUAUUACAGACAAAAGAAUAAGACAAGAGAUCUACACAUGUUGCCUUGCAUUUGUGGUAAUCUACACCAAUGAAAACAUGUACUACAGCUAUAUUUGAUUAUGUAUGGAUAUAUUUGAAAUAGUAUACAUUGUCUUGAUGUUUUUCUGUAAUGUAAAUAAACUAUUUAUAUCACACAAUAUAGUUUUUUCUUUCCCAUGUAUUUGUUAUAUAUAAUAAAUACUCAAUGAUGAGAAAAAAAAUGGCAUUGUUAAAUUUGCGGUACUUUAUAACUGUAAAUAUAACUAGAUAGCAAAAUAUGUGGAAGUAACAGCAUUUCAUCUUUUUUCACAUCUUCAGACAGUACAUAAGUUCACACAGGACUGAGCAGCUAGGUUUUGAGUGGUUCCAAGUUCAAGGGAAAUGAUGGUUAUUGGAAACGAGAAAAAAUAAUUUACUUUAUAUCGAGUGAAGAUAAAAUAUUUCAGAUCUUUGAAUCAUCUUAUUUCAUCUUUCUUCCCCAGCCUUCUAUUUUCAAUCUAAGAGCAGAAAAAUCUCUGGCAUAUAAAUUAAAUCAAAGAAGAAGGGAAUGGAAAAUGUUUUAUAUCUCAUAAAGGAGAGGGAAAAGAUAUUGCUUUAUAUUUGGAAAUAUUUUAGAUUCUCAGUUAACUACAUAUAUCCAAAGGCUCUAAGCAAGUUGCAAGUUACAUAUUAGGUAUACCUAAGCAACAAAAAUCUAUGCAAUUUAGAUAAGUGGGGAAUUAACAACUAAUAAAAAAUGUAAUUAACAAAAUGAAAUGUGAAACAUCAAAAUUGUGACUUCUUAGGAGCAUCUUGCCAUAUUUGUAGUGGAAGGUUCUGGGAAUGAAAUUGCACUUGCAAACACUCCACAAAUAGUUUUUGGUUAAUGCAUCAGCAGGAUUUGAAAUGAAACUAAGAUGUUGACAUUAUUUCAUAAAAAAAAACAGAGAAAUCUGUUUUGAGUGUUUUUACGUAUUGAAAUAAGAAAAACAAUUAAUUCCAUAGAAUCUAAAAGACCUUGUAGGGAAGUUGGUAUGAGUUUUUGCUUGAGUAUACAAACACAUGUGAUCACUUUAUUUGGAAAACAGUCAACUGAAAAGUCUCAAAAUAUUGUCAUUUAUCUCUGCACAGCUUUGGAUGACUAAUAUGAGUAAAACUAAAUAAAGCCCUGUCUCCUUCAAA